Molecule: messenger RNA, 750 nt
Organism: Ophidiomyces ophidiicola
Lineage: Eukaryota; Fungi; Ascomycota; Eurotiomycetes; Onygenales; Onygenaceae
Exons: 2
Coding region: 1-750 (249 amino acids)
Source: RefSeq, a predicted model, not a curated record
AUGGGCAUCCAGCUGAAGCGCGUGGAGGUCAUCGCCGACGACGAGGACGAGAUCGUCGAGGCCGUGCGGCGCAUGAGCGACAAGUACGACUUCGUCGUGACCAGCGGAGGAAUCGGGCCCACGCACGACGACAUCACGUACCAAUCGAUCGCGAAAGCGUUCGACCUGGAGCUAAAAUUCCACGAAGCCGCGUUCGCGCGCAUGAAGCGGCUGUCGAAGCCCGAGCAGGCCAAGCCGGACUUCGACUGGGACACGCCGUCGGCGACGCUGACGGCGCGGCUGCGCAUGGUGCACAUCCCCACGGACGCGACGCGGCCGCUCGCGGAGCAGUCGCUGUUCGUCGACGACGACCUGUGGAUCCCCGUCUCCAUCGUGCACGGCAACGUGUACAUCCUGCCGGGCGUUCCGUCGCUGUUCGAGCGCCUGCUGCUGCGUCUGAAGCCCGUCCUGCUGCCGAAGUUGAUCGAUCCCGAGGGGAAGGGGAUCCAUCGGUUUCUCUUUGCGACGCCGCUGUAUGAGAGUACCGUGGCGCCGUAUCUGACGGAACUCGCCGAGCGGGUGGCGCCCAGAGGGCUGAAGGUGGGGAGCUAUCCGAGAUGGGGGAAGAAGAGGAAUACUGUGACGCUGGUGGGGACGGAUCUGGAGUAUAUGGAGAGUUUGGUUGGGGAGAUUGAGAAGAAUGUGCAGGGGAGAAUGGUGAUGAAAGAGGACGAAGAUGAUGAUGUUGAUGCGCCGAAUGGGGAAAAGUAG